UUGACUUGUCAGCCGAUUAUAGCUGGCAGCCUGAGUGAAACGUCAUAGUGCGAAGUGUGAACCUACCACUUCUUUCUUUGUGAUGACUACGACUGCAAGGAACAAAACAAAAUGGGAGCAACGAUCUUUCUGUGCCCUCAUGCGGUUUCAUGAUUUUCCUUUUUUUUGGGAAAAAUGCUCUUUCAUGAUUAAACCACCAUUGAUGCUUUAUACAGUGAGGGCACAGCAUAAGCUCCGGCUCCCGUGCUAGUUUCACCAGGAAACCAUGCAGACACUCCAGUUUUCAAAGAAGACACAGAGCAAGAAAUUGCACAUACCUUUGCUUGGCCUUUCUCUUGUGCUGCUGAUCUCCUUUGCCUCUCCCACCAGCUCCUGCACGGAGCAGGAGCAGCGCUCCCUUCUCCAGUUCCUAGCAGGACUCUCACACCAUGGUGGCCUCGCUGCCUCAUGGAAGGAUAGCAUGGAUUGCUGUAAGUGGAAAGGGAUCACCUGCAGCCCGAACAGGACGGUCACCAAUAUCUCGCUGGCCUCAAGGCACCUUGAAGGGCGCCUCUCUCCGUCUCUUGGUAACCUCACCGGACUGCAGCACCUCAACCUCUCCCACAACGUGCUGUCCGGUGCUUUUCCACUGGAGUUGCUGUCCUCCGGCAAUAUCCUUGUCAUUGACGUUAGCUUCAACCGUCUGGAUGGAGAACUGCAUGAUCUGGCAUCUUCGACCCCUUCUCGGCCUUUGCAGGUACUGAAUAUCUCAAGCAACUUAUUUACAGGACGGUUUCCAUCCACCACAUGGGAGGUCAUGAACAAUCUGGUUGCCCUCAACGCCAGCAACAACAGCUUCACUGGGAACAUACCAGCUCAUAUCUGCAACAGCUCGCCAUCGUUUGUUAUGCUUGAGCUUUGUCUCAACCAUUUCAGUGGCAGCAUCCCUCCAGGAUUUGGUAAUUGCUCCAUGCUGAAAGUGCUCAAGGCCGGCCACAACAACCUCAGUGGGGGACUCCCAGCUGAUAUAUUCAAUGCUACCGCACUAGAGUACCUCUCUUUUCCUAACAAUGAUUUACAUGGGGUACUUGAUGGUGCACGCAUAAUCAACCUCCGAAAUCUGGCUACCCUUGAUCUUGGAGAGAAUAGCUUCAGUGGCCAUAUUCCAUAUUCUGUAGGUGAGCUCAAGAAAUUGCAGGAGCUCCACUUGGACCACAACAACAUGUUCGGGGAGCUCCCAUCAGCUCUAAGCAACAGCACAAAUCUUAUAACAAUUGACCUCAAGAGCAAUCAUUUCAGUGGAAUCCUUGCCAAGGUCAAUUUCUCCAAUCUGCCCAAUCUGAAAACAUUAGACCUUCUGUACAACAACUUCUCUGGCACAAUUCCAGAAAGUAUAUACUCUUGCAGCAAUCUUACUGCACUGCGGCUGUCUGGAAACAACUUAGAUGGGCAGCUUUCACCAAGGAUAGUUGAUCUGAAGUACCUCACCUUCCUCUCACUUGCUAAAAAUUAUUUCGAAAACAUCACACAUGCACUUCGGAUCCUUCAGGGCUGCAAAAACCUUACCACCCUGUUUAUCGGGCAGAACUUUAGGAGAGAGCUCCUGCUAGAGGACGACAAGAUUAGUGGUUUUGAGAAACUUCAGGUUUUGGACAUCUCAGAUUGCACAUUGUUUGGGAAAAUACCUCUUUGGAUAUCAGAGCUAGCAGAUUUAGAAAUGUUAGUCUUAUCUGGCAAUCAACUCAAUGGAUCAAUACCAGCAUGGAUAGAAACCCUUAAAUACCUCUUCUAUCUAGAUAUAUCAAACAACAACCUUACAGGAGAAAUUCCAAAAGCACUGAUGGAUAUGCCAAUGCUAAAGUCAGGAAAGGCUCAAGCUAAUUUGGACCCAAGGGUCUUCAAGCUUCCUGUUUACAAUGGUCCGUCACUUCAAUACUUUAUACCCGCUGCACUCCCUAAAAUGCUAGAUCUAAGCAACAAUAAAUUCAGUGGAGAGAUACCAUUGGAUAUCGGUCAGUUGAAAGCCCUCAGUUCAGUCAAUUUCAGCUUCAAUCACUUGACAGGACAGAUACCAGAAUCGAUAUGCAAUCUCACAAAACUGCAGGUGCUAGACUUGUCUAGCAACAAUCUCACAGGUGAUAUCCCAGCUGCAUUGAAUAGCCUGAAUUUUCUUUCAGCAUUCAAUGUUUCUAACAAUGACCUAGAAGGGCAUACUCCAUCAGGAGGCCAGUUUAAUACAUUUCAGAAUUCUAGUUUCGAUGGGAAUCCAAAGCUGUGUGGAUCUAUGCUCACUCACAAAUGUGGUUCAACUUCAAUACCUCCAUCAUACACAAAACAUCGAGAUAAGAAGAAUGUUUUUUCAAUCGCAUUUGGCAUGUUCAUUGAAGUCAUUGCUGUUCUUUUGUUGCUGGGGCGUCUCAUUGUUUUAAUCAGGACAAAGGGCACUACAACAAAAGAUAGAAUGGAGAAUAACCAAGAUGCUGAAUCAAUUUCAUUCUACUCUAGUUCAGAGGAAACAUUAGUGGUGAUGCGGGUACCACAAAGCGACGGAGAAGAAAACGAGCUUAAAUUUGCUGACAUCUUGAAAGCUACGAACAACUUUGACAAGGCAAACAUCAUUGGAUGUGGAGGUUAUGGAUUAGUCUACAAGGCAGAGCUAAAUAAUGGCUCCAAGCUGGCAAUCAAAAAGCUCAAUGGUGAAAUGUGUCUGAUGGGAAGGGAGUUCAGUGCAGAGGUUGAUGUACUCUCCAUGGCACAGCAUGAAAACAUUGUACCACUCUGGGGUUACUGCAUCCAGGGAAACUCAAGGCUCCUCCUAUAUUCCUACAUGGAGAAUGGUAGCCUGGAUGAUUGGCUCCAUAACAGGGAUGAUGAUGCUAGCUCAUUUCUUGACUGGCCAAUGCGGCUUAAGAUCGCACAAGGAGCAGGCCUGGGCCUCUCAUAUAUCCAUGAUGACUGCAAGCCUCAUAUUGUCCACCGUGACAUCAAAUCCAGUAACAUCCUACUGGACAAAGAAUUUAAAGCUUAUAUUGCAGAUUUUGGGCUAGCCAGAUUGCUCCUUCCCAACCAAACUCAUGUCACAACUGAGCUGGUCGGCACUAUGGGUUACAUUCCUCCCGAGUAUGGGCAAGCAUGGAUCGCAACAUUGAGAGGUGAUAUAUACAGUUUUGGAGUAGUCCUGCUUGAGCUGCUCACAGGGAGGCGACCUGUUCCAGUACUGUCUACAUCAGAAGAACUUGUCCCAUGGGUCCUACAGAUGAGCUCUGAGGGAAGACAAAUUGAGGUCCUGGACCCAACACUUCAAGGAGGAGGGUAUGAAGAACAAAUGCUGAAGGUGCUCGAAACCGCUUGCAAGUGUGUUGAUCAUGAUCAAUUCAGGAGGCCCGCUAUCAUGGAAAUAGUCUCCUGCCUCAGCAGUGUAGACACUGACAAGCAGAUGUAAAGAUCAGUGAAGAUACGAUGAACUACAUAUGAUAGAUAACCUUGUAUUUUUGUGCACGGUGUACUUGUGACAUUUUCGGUUUCUCUAGAACUACUACUUCUGAUAAUCUUUGAGUUCGUUUUGUAAGCCUAACAGGUUGCCAAUUGCCAUUUUGAGCCGGUAGUUAUCAUUAAAAAUCGUC
This is a messenger RNA of Lolium rigidum, 3602 nucleotides long. RefSeq names its product tyrosine-sulfated glycopeptide receptor 1-like. The transcript has a single exon. Lineage: Eukaryota; Viridiplantae; Streptophyta; Magnoliopsida; Poales; Poaceae. Gene Ontology annotation, molecular function: protein binding; protein kinase activity; ATP binding. The record is from RefSeq and is a predicted model, not a curated record. Gene Ontology annotation, biological process: protein phosphorylation. Bases 266 to 3421 code for a protein of 1051 amino acids.